GGGGUGUGGGCGGGGAGCGGCGGAGGGAGGAGGAGGCGCUGCUGGCCGCCGCCGUUGCCUCCGCUGCUGGGCGCCUGGGCAGUUCCCCGGGUUCCUGCGGCCGCCAUGGACGAGCAGGCGGGUCCCGGCGUCUUCUUCAGCAACAACCACCCGGGCGCCGGCGGUGCCAAGGGUCUCGGGCCUCUGGCGGAGGCUGCCGCGGCCGGCGACGGGGCGGCUGCGGCGGGGGCGGCCCGAGCCCAGUACAGCCUCCCGGGUAUCCUGCACUUCCUGCAGCACGAGUGGGCCCGCUUCGAGGUGGAGAGAGCCCAGUGGGAGGUGGAGCGGGCGGAGCUGCAGGCUCAGAUUGCCUUCCUUCAGGGGGAAAGGAAAGGUCAAGAAAAUUUGAAGAAGGAUCUUGUGAGGAGGAUCAAAAUGCUGGAGUAUGCUCUUAAACAGGAAAGAGCCAAAUACCACAAGCUGAAAUACGGGACAGAAUUGAAUCAGGGAGAUAUGAAGCCUCCAAGCUAUGAUUCUGAUGAAGGUAAUGAAACAGAGGUGCAGCCACAACAAAACAGCCAGUUGAUGUGGAAACAAGGUCGACAACUACUCAGACAGUAUCUACAGGAGGUGGGUUACACAGAUACUAUUCUAGAUGUGAAAUCCAAACGAGUGCGAGCUUUGCUGGGCUUUUCAAGUGAUGUCACUGACAGGGAAGAUGACAAAAAUCAGGACUCAGUUAUAAAUGGCACAGAAGCUGAAGUUAAAGAGACAGCAAUGAUUGGGAAAUCCGAGUUAACAGAUUCUGCCUCUGUGCUGGAUAAUUUUAAAUUCCUUGAAAGUGCAGCUGCAGAUUUCAGUGAUGAAGAUGAAGAUGAUGACAUUGAUGGAAGAGAGAAAAGCAUUAUUGAUACCUCAACGAUUGUUAGGAAAAAAGUAUUGCCCGAUUCCAGUGAAGAUCGAGAUACAAAAGAAGCUCUAAAGGAAUUUGACUUCUUGGUUACAUCAGAGGAAGGAGACAAUGAGUCUAGAAGUGCAGGCGAUGGAACAGACUGGGAAAAGGAAGACCAGUGUCUCAUGCCUGAAGCUUGGAAUGUGGACCAGGGAGUAAUUACCAAACUCAAGGAACAAUACAAAAAGGAGAGAAAGGGGAAAAAGGGGGUGAAGAGGCCCAAUAGGUCAAAACUACAAGAUAUGCUUGCUAAUUUGAGAGAUGUUGAUGAACUUCCCUCCUUGCAGCCAUCUGUGGGCUCACCUUCCAGACCCAGCAGCUCCAGGCUUCCUGAACAUGAAAUAAAUAGGGCAGAUGAAGUGGAAGCCCUGACAUUUCCUCCUUCUUCUGGGAAGUCAUUCAUCAUGGGAGCAGAUGAGGCCCUUGAAAGUGAACUGGGACUUGGAGAACUAGCAGGCCUCACAGUGGCCAAUGAAGCAGAUUCAUUAACUUAUGAUAUAGCAAACAAUAAAGAUGCGUUGAGGAAGACAUGGAACCCUAAGUUUACAUUAAGAAGUCACUUUGAUGGCAUUCGAGCCCUUGCUUUCCACCCCACUGAGCCUGUUUUGAUAACAGCAUCAGAGGAUCACACAUUAAAAAUGUGGAAUUUGCAGAAAACAGCCCCAGCCAAAAAGAGUACUUCUCUCGAUGUGGAGCCUAUCUAUACAUUCAGGGCUCAUAAAGGCCCAGUGCUUUGUGUGGUGAUGAGCAGCAAUGGUGAGCAGUGCUACAGUGGUGGUACUGAUGGACUGAUCCAGGGCUGGAACACCACCAACCCCAACAUCGACCCCUAUGACUCUUAUGAUCCUUCUGUUUUAAGAGGCCCUCUCCUGGGCCACACCGAUGCAGUCUGGGGCUUGGCUUACAGUGCAGCACACCAGCGUUUGUUGUCCUGUUCAGCAGAUGGCACUCUCCGUGUAUGGAAUACAACUGAGGUGGCUCCAGCCCUGAGUGUGUUUAAUGAUAAUCAAGAAUUGGGAAUCCCUGCCUCUGUGGAUCUAGUAAGCAGUGACCCAAGCCAUAUGGUAGCAUCAUUCAGCAAAGGAUACACGAGCAUCUUUAACAUGGAGACACAACAACGCAUUCUCACUUUAGAAUCCAACCUAGAUUCAACAGCUAACUCUUCCUGCCAAAUAAAUAGAGUCAUCAGUCAUCCCACUCUUCCUAUCAGCAUCACUGCUCAUGAAGACAGGCACAUCAAAUUCUAUGAUAACAAUACAGGCAAGCUGAUCCACUCGAUGGUAGCCCACCUAGAAGCCGUUACAAGUUUAGCAGUUGACCCUAAUGGCCUGUACUUGAUGUCUGGCAGUCAUGACUGUUCAAUACGUUUAUGGAACCUAGAAAGUAAGACCUGUAUCCAAGAGUUCACAGCUCAUCGGAAAAAGUUUGAAGAAUCAAUUCAUGAUGUAGCUUUCCACCCAUCCAAAUGCUAUAUAGCCAGUGCUGGGGCUGAUGCACUGGCUAAAGUCUUUGUAUGACACAAUGCAUCAUCUUCACCUUCUAGCUCUUUAUAAAUAAUCAACUGCACAAAAGAAAUACAGAAGACCAGGGCAAGAAUCAACCCAUCCAGCCCUUUUGUUCUGCUGAAGGAGCACAGAGAACAUUUGUUAUAGUUUUGCAAUUCAUAUACUGUUUUCUAAAACUAAGGUUUGUUCAGGUUGCUGCAAGCUCAGCUGAAUCUGUGAGCCUGAAAAACUUUAAAAUUCUUCCCAAAAUAGGAGCUUUUAUUUCUGAGGUUGUUCUAAUUCGCUAGGCAGGCCUGAGCGAAGAACAUGGGUUUAGCUUGUCCUUAAAUUGAGUAAAUAGGGCACACUAUAAGGGGUGAAUAAAAAGCUUGAUGGCAGGGAGUGGGUAAAGGGAGAACAGAAAUUUAGACCUAGUUCUUCCCUGAGAAAUCUUGUUAAACACAGUAGGUAAUCAAAACAGUAAUCUUUACCGUGUCUGCUGUACGAACCCCUAUGUUCACAAUGACCAGGCAGUGUUUAAAUGAGUUUUUAGUUUCACCCUCCUUUCAACUGUUCACAUAAAGCACCUGGCAAAACAUUUUACCUAUUAAGGGGGAAAAUGCAAUAAUAUGUUAAAUAUAUUAUUAUUCAGAAAUGCUAAACAAAUAAUUUAGUUUGUAAGCAGAUUUCUGUAUUACAUUUUUGAAAAUAGAUUUGGGACCAUCUAAAGUUUAGCUGUCAAAAACACCAUUAUGAAGAGUAGUUGAUAGAAUCUGCUUUUACUAAAGGAUUUAACUUAUUCAGGGUUAAGAUUCUGUUUAUUUUUAAGGGCAAGCAGGGCACAUGUUUAUAAUAAUUUCUAUUAAUUUUAAAAUUCACUUUAUUCAUGUGACAUUUAUAGUACCACAGAGAUUAUUUCAUAUCAAUGAAAUCUUACCUUUUGGUGGUUGAAAAGAUGGAGGAUAUUUACAAGUACUCGUUUAUCAAAACGUACAAAACCAUGCUUCAGAUGAUCUCUCCUUUUUCUUCAUGUCUCAGAUUCAAAUCACCUGACACCUACCAAAAAUAGUUCAUAAUUAUUAUGUUUUAACAGUCCAAAGGGUAUGGUUAACCUCAGGCAGCUUCUUUUGCAGAAGUACUAAAUAAAGCAACUAUUUUGUACCCCAGAAGGUUCCCUGUUACUGUCUCCAAGAAGAACCUGUUGGAAAUCUGGGUGGAAUAGUUUGGUGCCUAAUAUUGGCUAAGGAGUUCUCUUUUUGUUUCCCUCUCCCUACCCGACCUCCAUUGGUUAACUGGAAAACACAGCAUGUUUUAACAGGCAGAAAAUCCAUAUUGUUUCUAGGAAAAACCAUGUCUUAAAGGACCAGAGUUCCCUGUGCGCAUCUUACCUAUGACCCACGUAUGGUCAGCUCUUGAGAUUCCCAUGACCCACUCUCUGGACCUGGUAUAUAGACUUCAUCCCCACAGCAGUCUAGCCACUCCUCACACUCUCUUUCUUGUUUGCCCCAAAUGUCAGAGACCAAUAUAGAAAUUAGAAAUAAGUUACUAAUGCCUAAAUUUUCAGCAAGAUAUAUUUUAAUAGGCUCUCAGACUUUAAAAAAAAAUCCAUAUCCAUAAAUAUUUUAACUUUUUAAUAUAAUUCCUACAUUCCUAUGCCUACAUAUUCCAUCAUCAGAAGAAAAAUAUUCUGGUGAUGGUGUAGAUAUUAAUUGACAAUUUUUCUUUAACAUUUCUGCUUAUCUGCCUCUAGAAUUCUGCAAUAUACAGGGAGAUUUUCUUUAAAGACCAGUGUUAAACUUGCCUGAUUGAUAUACAGAUAUGCUUUAAUAUUUUAACACAACUACCUUGUCAUUUCAUCUGUUCUGUGCUUUGGUUAACAGGGGGCUCAAGGGACUCCUUUGUAUAUUCAAAUGAAUUGACUUGGAUGUGAGCUACCAGGCAAAUAUUUAUAUUCCCAAGUAGAUAUAGAAUUCCACAUUGUUUUUGGUGGAUUCCUCUUUGAGGUCUUCGCAGAGUAAAUAAACGAUGUUGCUGACCUAAUAUUUGUAGAAGGAUACUGGAAAAUUCCAGUCGUGAGCCCUUAAUUGGCAUACUUAUGAUGGAUGACUGCAAGGUAUUGUGCUACCAGUUACUGCUUUUUAAUUACCUUCCAAGGUUUUCAGUGCCUGCUUUACUUACGUCACUGGAAUUCUUAAAACCAAGACACUUUCUUCACCUGCAUUUUAUGUCUCAUGGUUAAAAUUUUUCUGUUAGUGAGUGGAAAAUAACCAUGAGAUACGUUGACUGUAGUACAAAUGAUGGAACUGUUGAAAGUUCCUUAGAAAACCAGAGCUGUGCUCUUGGAGAUUGUACCCAGAAACAGAUUCUUCUCUGCUGGCACUGUAUGAUCUCAGCCUAGACACGAGCCAAAGCUGUCUUCCAGCCAGAUAGAACCAUAUACACAUGUCUGGUUUUUCCCUCAGCCUAUCAAAAAUUCAGUGCAAAUUGACAAAAUGAACAAAUUCCAGUUGCAAACCGUCACUGAAAUGCUUUCAUAGUGCUUGAUUUGUAAGUAAUUUUGGAUGAAAUGUGUUGGAAUAGUAUGAAAAUCAGCAGGAGGUGUGGGUCCCUGCCUUAUUUUCAUAUGCUGUGGAUACAUCUCUGGGAGCUUGCAGCACCCUCUGGAAACUCAGCUAUCACAUGGAGCUCAUUUGCUACUCAAACCAUAGCAGAUAUUUAACAUAAGUGAUAUAAUGACCUUCAGUAUUUUUCUAUUGAACAAGUUUAGCAAUUUUUGCCAUUAAACAGAUAAUUAGUUAUGCAAAGUAUUUAGCUUUUAUAAUCAUUUUAGUUAUGACUAAAAGGGGGGAAAUUGAGCUGCAUCACCGAUAAAGAACUUUGUGAGAAAUUUUUGGUUUAUCUGACUUCCAUUCCUUCAGUAUUGCUAUAGAUUUCUUUUCGAGAUAAUGAUGAAGAUUUAUUUGAAAAUGUCUAAAAUGUAUGUAUAUUUUAUAAAUAUAUAUUAUAUAUAUUGUAGGGAUAUAUAUAAUAUAUAUAGACUAUAUAUAUAUAUAUAAAACCAUAGGUGCAUUUUACUGUUGUAUUUUCAUUUUUGGAGGUGGUGUACACAGCAGGUAAUGAUGAGUAUGACGAGUGUUGUGCUAUUUGCUUUUGCAGUAUAAUAUAUAGUUCUAAAUGUUUAAAUUACUGUAUAUACUAUAUUCAUUAUAGGCUAGCAUGCUUGUUUUAAAGACUGUCAUUCUAGUUUAUUAAAAUCUGAAUGUAAGAAAACCUGGCUAUUCAAAUGUGAAUUGAAAAAUAUUCCAUUCUCAGUACUGAACUAUUUCCAUUGAACAUUCAGGAUUUUUGACAAAACAGAUAUCAUCAAGAAGGCAAUAGCUAGAGAAUGAGAGGUGCCUUUCAAAAAAAUACAAAUGCAGCCUUACAGUGAGGAUGAGGAUUUAAGUUUUUUGCGGGGAAGGGGUGAGAGAGAGAGAGAGAGAGAGAGAGAGAGAGAGUGUGUGUGUGUGUGUGUGUGUGUGUGUGUGUGUGUGUGUGUGUGUGUGUUUGCCAAUCUGUGAAGGUCCUGAUUUGUGACCAUCAAUGUCUUUUUAAUGUAUCUGUUCAACUUUUAGGACUUCAGGGGACAUUUCAUGCGCUUUGUGCUUUUCUGAGCACCAUAUGUACUUUCCAAGAAUUUUGAAUGUGAAUUCCUAGAAAUUUCAGUGGAGAAGAAAAUAACUAUUCUUUCAUUAUAAGUCAAGUUCAGAUAAAAGGAGAAAUUGAUUCACCAAAAUUAUGGGAUCUCAUUAAUGUUGGCUGAGUAAAUGUAAUUUUAAAAGGCUCACUUUUUUAGCAUUUCAUAUAUUUCCCCCUUACGCAAGAGCAAAUAAUGAAAUUCUUAUCUGAUCAAGAUUCAACUAGUAAAAAUUAUUUUUAGAUUAAACACCUGAAUUAGUUAAAAUUCCACCUAAGAAUAGUGUUUAAAUGGCAUCUUUCAUAUCUACCUCUUUGUCAUUGCUGCCAUUGUGACUCGAGCAGAUCUUUAUGACAUCUAAAACAAUGGUUGGAUGCAAUUUAAAAAUCAGUGUUGGUGCUUUUCUUAGGCUUUGUCAUUUCAGUUAUACUGAACAAAGAUGUCACAAAUCAGAUUGAAAGACUUAGAAUUAAUUUUGAUUUUCUUUUGAAAGAACUGCUUAAAAUUUAUCAUCAGUGUUGAUAAUAAGUGGAGAUAAUCUCUGGUUAGUCUAUGUCUGUGUGAUAUUUUCAACCCAGACCCAAACUGUUAUUCAUUUACAUGGGAAAAGAGCUCUAAGUAUAAUUUUCUUCAGCUUACCUUAUUCUUUGAAAGCUAUUUCGAGGCUAUUAAGUACCUAAUCUUUAAUUUUAUUUACUCAGAAAAUGCCUUCGUUACUGUGUUACUUGUUUAGUUAUUUAUAAAAUUGCAGUAUUUUGUUUAACACUGGGAUUUAGUUUGUACAAAAGUAGUAGCUGACAGAAACUGUAUGUAUGUUUUUCUGAAAUGUGUCAAUUCCUUAAGUUCAUUUUAGAGGAAGGUCCAGUAAACUAAUGUAUCCGUGUUUAAAAACAAAGGACAGGCUAGGUCAUUGGUAAAUGAUUCGAAUCAUUUUACUUUUGCCACUGAAAGCUUUUUAAUUGACCAUAUCCAUCAUCUAACUGGAUCUCAGUGUCAUUGUAAGGGACACCAGGUUCACAAGGUAUUAAACAGAUAGCAUCUUUUUUUUUUUUUUCCCAGUCCAAAAAAAGGGGCAAAUAUAAAGCCAAACAGUGAUCCUUAGAUCCUACUUAUUUAUUCUGGCAGUAUUCCUAAAGUGGUGCUUAAGGGUCAGAAUUUUUUGAAUCUUUGCUAAUCAAGCUUUAGGUUUGAUUUAACUGGGACCACAUGCUUGUCAUCCCCCAGAUGCAAAUUAGAAAGUUCAUUUUAAUUGAGAUUAACUCUAAUGUCUGCCUGAGUUUUUAACAGGCUAUGAACCAGUGAGUGCCUUGUUAAUGUAGAAUGAUUUUUCCCUGGUUGUGUUAGCUUCUCUCUGAAAAUGUCUCAAAGAAUGGUGUUUUAGUUGACUUGUAGGGAGCUGCUAAAGUUGGUAUUAUCAGGAAUCAGAAAGUCUUCAGUCUACCACAUACCACCCUCCCUACUUUCUUCUCAUUGUUUGGCUGAAGCUUGCCUCUUGUGAGAAACAAUGCAACCCACUUCUCCACAUAGUUUUUUUCCAAUCCAGAUUAAGAGGUAUCCCGUAGCCCUGUCCCAACUAUAUGAUCUAAUACCUGUUUUUAGGAGAAACUGCUUCUUUGUAAUCCUGUAAUCUACUGGCUAUGUCUUCUCAACUUCAGUUUACUAGCGCUGACCUCAGGGCAUCAUCAUCAGUUCAGACUCCUGAAUAACUCCUUUCUCCACACCCUUCCAGCUGGUGAGCCCUGGGCCAGACUGUUUGAUAUUCAGGUAUUUUAAAUUUUAGGUAUAAUAUCAAUUAAUGUAAAUUAACCCAAAUGCUAAUUUUUGUGGUGCAAGAAGAUUCUUUUGUAAAUUCAGGGUAUGGAUAAGCUAAGAUAUCCUUUUUUGGUGGCUCUAAGUGUAUUAUUUGUUUUUAAAUAAAGUGUACAACUAUAGAUAAUGUGCUAUAGGUGUCUCAUGAAUUGAAAUAUUUGUCAGAUUUGGAAUCCAGUGGAAUUGCAGUUAAGAUACUUUAAUACAACCUGAUUUUGUUUUGGGGGAGGUAAUAGAGGGGUACAGGGAAAUAAAAGUGUGUUAGACAAAGUAGAUGUAAAUCCAAAGUAAUGAACCAACCUUAAUUAUUGAUUGUGAGGAAUAUGGAGAAGUUUAUCAUUAUAUAGAGUUUGGACCUUUGGAAAGCCAGUAAAAUUAAAAUACCCCAUAUGAUUGGAUCAUGAUACUUUCAGGGACACAUGUAUAUUUUUUCUCAUGUUCAGUUACAUAAUUAAAAAAUUAUAUACACACAUA
This is a messenger RNA of Camelus dromedarius (Arabian camel), 8374 nucleotides long. It is a transcript of the gene STRN, whose product is annotated as striatin. The record is from RefSeq and is a predicted model, not a curated record. Gene Ontology annotation, molecular function: protein-containing complex binding; protein phosphatase 2A binding; armadillo repeat domain binding. Gene Ontology annotation, cellular component: dendrite. The coding region runs from base 106 to 2448 and encodes 780 amino acids. NCBI's taxonomy places the organism in Eukaryota, Metazoa, Chordata, Mammalia, Artiodactyla, Camelidae. The transcript is spliced from 18 exons.